AUGGCUUACGGCAUCCGCCGCCUCUCAUACACUUUUGCCUUCUUAGGUAGCAUCAUUUUCGUCCUUUGGGCUGUUCCCCGUGCUAUCAAGCCCACGCAACCUGACGAAAAUGAGACCGAGCGAGACAAGAAAUGGAUCAAUUCCUCGCCCAACUUCCUCGACCGCCAAGCUUGUCGUUGGUUGGGCCUAUGCGGGAUUCAGCACAUACGGUGGGAUGCUCCAGCCUUGUCCCACGGCAUGGGCGAGGCCGUCAUGGAUGAAUUACGAAAGCUGGCUUUGGCGUGGGAAGGCGAGGAGGAAUUUGAAAACACGUGGGACCAAGAGGAGGGCUGGAUGGAGGCCGAUCUGAAGAGGAGAGGCGGAGAGAUGAAGGCAAAAGUGGUCGAGAAAGGAGCGGUACCCGACUUUGUGCUGGAUAAUGCCCCAUUGGUGCACUUGUACUCUGGCGAGAACUUUUGGCCAUCGGAUAUUGCAGAGCAUGUCAAGCACAUGAAGGUGGAGUCCUCGUGGGAUGGCGAGAAUGGGAAGAAAGACCUGGCGCUGGACAAUCUGGGGCAGUUGAACGGGGAGAAUGGGACUGUCUUUCUCACCAGCGUCGAUGAUGUCGAGAGCAGGCCUGAUUGGUUACACAGCCAAGUGGGGGUUCCAACCCCUUUCGAUGAUGACGACGACGAUGAUGGCAAUGACAAUAACGACAAGAAUGGCAAUAAUGGAGCGGACUGGGGCUCGCACGACGGUCAGCCUCGCAGAGCAGAUGACGGAAUGACUUGGUGGGAUGCAGACAAGCAACACCCACCUCACCGCAUAGCCGCGCCCAAGAAUCUGGGGAGAGGCUUGCGGCGAAGGGCUUCACCUGCUCAGCGGCCAAUGGUUGGUAGCUUUCCGGAGAAAGGCAAGCCCGACGCCAGCGGGUAUUCCAAGGCACCUGCCGUCCUGGUCCUUGUCGACAAAGGAGCCGGCAUCCUGGAUGCCUUUUGGUUCUUUUUCUACAGCUACAAUCUAGGGCAGACGGUUCUCAACAUCAGGUUUGGCAACCACGUUGGCGACUGGGAGCACUGCAUGGUCCGGUUCCAAAACGGUAUUCCACGGGCCAUGUUUCUCAGCGAGCAUGCCGGCGGCAAGGCAUACACGUGGCACGCCAUGGAGAAGCGGUCCCAAAACCACAGUAAGCCGGCUCGUCCAGUUAUCUACUCCGCUGUUGGAAGUCAUGCCAUGUACGCCAAUCCUGGGCUCCACCCAUACGUCUUGCCUUUCAAGAUGCUCAAGGACAUCACCGACAAGGGUCCACUCUGGGAUCCCGCACUGAACAACUACGCCUAUUGGUACGACUACGAGGUUGAUCACGAGGAAUCCAAGGCAGUCCCGGCAGGUCGAAACCGAACGAGCUUACAGCCUGCGUCGUCAAACCCAGAAGCACCAACGUCCUGGUUCCAUUUUGAUGGGUACUGGGGUGAUGAUGUUUAUCCUCUCAGUGACGAACGACAGUGGAGGCUCUUUGGUGAGUAUCACUACAUCACCGGUCCGUUAGGCCCCAAAUGGAAGUUUCUGGAGCGGAAAAAGGUGUGCCAGACGGAAAAGUGCACCAUCGUCGACAGCAUCGAGGCCGGAAAGAAGUCAGCUUGGUAUUGA
Podospora pseudocomata is the source of this 1629-nucleotide messenger RNA. RefSeq names its product Vacuolar protein sorting-associated protein 62 (gene VPS62). The coding region runs from base 1 to 1629 and encodes 542 amino acids. The transcript has a single exon. The record is from RefSeq and is a predicted model, not a curated record. NCBI's taxonomy places the organism in Eukaryota, Fungi, Ascomycota, Sordariomycetes, Sordariales, Podosporaceae.